AUGGAUUUCCCUGCCUUUCAUGCUUUAAGAGUGUGGUUGAAGUUCAGACUAAAAUGUCGGUUUGUGGUGGCCUUCCUGUUUCUCUUCAGUCUAUCAGUGGUGAUGAUAUACACCCUGCCUUUUUUCCCAUCUGAGCAGAGCAGGCUCAACUUACGGGGCCCCCGCAAUAACAAACCCAGCAGGCUGGUCGAGAAGUUGUCUCUGAGACUUUAUCUGCCAACGUCUUCAUACGAACACAGCAAAACCUGCAAGAACCCUGAAAUUAAAGAUUCUGCUAAACAUCUCCUGAUGGUCAACCACCACCAACAAUCAUUUUCCUCUGGAAAAACAGCAGAGAAAAAAGUAUCAACCAAAAAGCCUGCAAGAAGUAACGCAAACAAAAAAGAACGAUAUCUGCAGAACAUAAACAAGCAUCCAGUCAAGCCAUUUGCAGCCCCUGCCAAAAGAGGGCGAGCCGUUAAACUAGGAAAUAGCAGCAACUCUAACCCAACCAUACAUCUUCUUCGCUCCAGACAUGACCCAGCAUUCCCUCAGUCUGCCAGCAUCCAAAGCCUCCACCCAAACAACAAGACAUGCAGGCACAAAUGCACUCCAGAUGGGGCCAAUGCAAAGAGGCUUGUGGGGCAGUUCUCUGAUACACAGCAGGUGGUAAAACUGAAACAGGCCCCUGGAGGAGCAGGAACACAUGAAAGACAAGCAGGGCCCUCUGAGAGGAAGAGGCCCAAAUUCAGAGCAGAAACCAAUGACGGGAUUCCAGAAGAGGCUGGCAUCAAGGUGUCAGCCAAUGACUGGUGUGAGGUCUCUGAAGAGACUUUCACUGAAAACUGGAACCAAACCAAAGCAGAGUCUCUACCCUGGCUCAGUGAGGAUGAUAUAAAAAAGAUGGCACUUCUCUCCAGAGGCACUGUAUUGAGUAAAGCCAGGCUUCCGGGCCAUGGACAAGUCCUUCAGGUUAGAUUUAGUGAGAAAAAAGACAUAUUUGUUCCUGCAGGGGACAAUCAUAUCACACGCUGUGAGACAGGAAGCUGUGCACUCAUAAAACGUCCCAAUGACUGGUUCGAGGUGUUCGCCUUUCACCUUGACAGGGUUCUGGGUCUGAACCGGAGCUUGCCCGUAGUGUUGAGAACAUUCCACAGUGAGAUUCUACCGUACAAAUACACCAAUGGAUCUCCCAGACCAGUGAUAUGGUGGGAUCCCAGCAUACAACAUCUGUCAGAUGCAGAGAAUGACCAGAACUCUUUCUCACUUACUUGGACACAGUAUCAGACUCUACUUCAGAGCAGGUGUGGUACUCGGGUGCCACUGAACUUUACAAGCUGUGUGGGAGUUCAUCAUUCAGAGUGGGGGCGGCUGGCCUUGUUUGACUUCCUGCUUCAGGUGAAUGACAGACUAGACCGGUCUUGCUGUGGUUUCAGACCAGACCCAUCAGAACUCUGUGUAGAAAACCUGCUGCAUGUCAAAUGUGGAAACCCAAAGGACUUAAAUCUGGUGCACAUCCUGGUUCGGAAGACAGAACCUUCCAGACUGGUUUUUAUUGACAAUGCAGGAAGACCUCAUCAACCACAAGACAACCUCAACUUCAGACUGCUUGAAGGUAUUGAUGAGUUUCCAGAGUGGGCCGUUUCAGUGCUGCAAUCAGGAUGUCUGGAGAGGAUGCUCCUUCGCUCCCUGUCUGUGGAUCGGGAAUUCUGGGUGAGCAGAGGAGAGGCGUCCGAACUCAAAUCUAUCAUCUGGCAUGUUGAGCAAAGAGCCAAGGCCCUCCUCCAGUAUAUACAAGAGAAGAAACUACGACUUAACAGAGAUCUUUAACUCU
Molecule: messenger RNA, 1813 nt
Organism: Sinocyclocheilus anshuiensis
Lineage: Eukaryota; Metazoa; Chordata; Actinopteri; Cypriniformes; Cyprinidae
Product: protein FAM198A-like
Exons: 6
Coding region: 1-1809 (602 amino acids)
Cellular component (GO): Golgi apparatus
Source: RefSeq, a predicted model, not a curated record